UCCACAAAGGCCGGAGCAAAGCAAUUUCAUUCAUCCAGCCUCCAGAAAGCUGACCAGGGAUUUAAAUAGUUCUGUCGAGUGGUCCGAUCCUUUCAUUAGCAAUUUCAAUGUCGAGGGUAAUCUGAGUUGCUCUCAAACAGUUUUGAUGGAUCAUUAGUGAAGGAUUACAGCAGCAGGAAACAUGAAAUUUGUAAUCACAAGAUGGUCUUUUGUACUUUCCUUUUCUGCUCCAUUUGUCAUGAUCAUAUAUGAGCUAAAUGCUGAAAACUUAUCAAAUAAAACAGGACAGAGAACGACAUUAUAUGUUGGUUCAAUGGCGCCUAUGACUGGCAAGAGAGCAUGGUGGGGAGCUGGAAUACCGCUGGCCAUCGAGAUGGCUUUUGAAGAUAUCAACAAAAGAGAUGAUAUUCUAAGAGACUAUGAGUUAAAAUUGAUCUCUCGAGACACGCAGGGAGACACUGGUCGCGGGAACAAAGUUUUCUACAAUUUCUUAAACGAAGGAAAAGUCCGUCUCAUACUUGGUCCUUCGCGGUCAAAUGUUGCUGAGUCGGCUGGUGCGACAGCCAAGUACUACAACAUGAUUCAGGUGUCUCCUUCUGCAGCUUCAGGCGAACUAUCCAAGAAAGACGUAUUCCCUUAUUUCUUCAGAACGGUUCCAGCAUUGUCUGCCGCAAAUCGUACGUUUAUUGCUAUCGCAAAAACAUUUGCGUGGACUCGAGUGGCCAUACUGUACCAGAGUAGAGAACUUUUUACAUCCGCAGCAACAAGCCUCAGAGAAGAAUGCAAAAAGAAUGGAAUUGAAGUGAUCUCUUAUGGAAGCUUUUUGAUGGAUCCAAAGAAUCAAAUAAAACAUCUUAAGGAUAUUGAUGCUAGGAUCAUAUUUGGUUUCUUUUCCUAUUCAACCAGAACUAUGUGCGAGAUCUACAAGCAUAAUAUGCACGGGCGAAAGUACGCUUGGGUUGUUCACACUCCUGACAAAGAUGGAUGGUGGAGGAGAACUUUUGCUAAUGUCAACUGCACACCAGAAGAAGUCAACGAGGGCGCAAAAGGGACCCUCUUAGUUAACUAUAUGUGGCUCAGCAGCUCAAAGAAUCAAACAGUGUCUGGAAUGACACCCGAGGAGUUCAAAUCGAGUUUCAUUCAAAAGGCUAGGAAAUCAGAUAUAACAGACACAAGCUACAAGGGGUUUGCAUAUGAUGCAGCCUGGCUUGUCGCCCUUGCGUUGAAUAGAACAGCGCAAAAUUUGGCUCCAACGAUUCCUCUUGACACCGUCGCAUUUGGAGACAGAAAUUUCUCAGACCUAAUGAAGAAAAAUCUGUUAUCAACGGAAUUUCAAGGCGUUACGAGCUUCUUAAAACUAAAUGACAAAGGAGACAGGUCCGGCGUGUUUGAAAUAUCACAGCUAAGAGGAGCAGAGUUUGAAGCCAUCUGCAGUCACGAUGUUGGACGAACCUCCUUGAAUUUUUAUCCUGAUAAAGACUUUCGCUGGGAAGGAGGGAGAGCGCCGAUGGAUCGACAAAGUGAACACAGGCAGCUGUACACAAUGUCCAUGUCUGUGUUUUUCUUCAUGUGUUCUAUGGCCUCCUUUGGAAUUUUCUUAGCAUUUACGUUCUUGUGCUUUAACAUUAAGAACAGGAAUAAAAGAUUUGUCAAAAUGUCGAGUCCAAACCUGAACAAUAUGAUAAUCUUGGGCUGCAUUCUGUCGUACAUAUCUGUCAUUCUGUUUGCAUUCGAUGGAGAGCAUCUUAAGACUGAACUUUGCACGACAAGGACUACUACUAUUUGUAUCGGCUUCACGUUUGUCUUUGGUUCCCUGUUUUCAAAAACGUGGCGCGUUCACAAAGUCACCAGGAUAACAAGCGCAAAGAAACUGAUUAUCAGAGACCUGCAUCUCUUUGGCGUCAUUGGCGUUCUCAUUCUCAUAGACGCUGUCAUCCUUCUCCUUUGGAACUUUUUGGAUCCUUUUCAGAAGAAAAUUAGAUAUCUCCCAGCACUGAACAAUCACGAGGAUGACAAUAUUCUUCAAUUGCCGUACACAUAUACGUGUGAAGUCAACCGCAUUGAAAUCUGGCUGGGCUUGUUGUAUUCCUACAAGGGAAUAUUGCUCCUGUUUGGUUUGUUCUUGGCUUGGGAGACAAGAAAUGUUAAGAUUCCUGCCUUGAAUGACUCUCAUCAUAUAGGUAUGGCCGUUUACAACGUCGUUAUCGUUUGCAUUGUUGGAACUCCAGUUGUAACUUUUGUACACGAAAAGCAAUUCGAGGCGUCGUUUAUAAUAACAGGCAUCUGCAUUCUUUUUAGCACAACUUCUACCCUUUGCAUUGUGUUCGUACCAAAGAUUGCAGCGCUUAGGAAAAACGGAUUAAACGAGGAGUACCGUGCUCGAACGCGCACCUUUAGCUCGUUGGAUACAUUUACCGUCACCACAGCUAAACGUUCCUGUUCUGGUAAAGACACCAUCAACAAGGAUGGAGAACUUCAGCGACUUAGGGAAAUGCUAGACAUGCUUCAACGAGAAAAGAAAAGAAUAAGUCACAGCAAUGGAACCAGCAUGACCACGCAACUGUGAGAUGAAUCUUACACUGCACUGAACACAUACUGACAAUGUCACCCAGCUAGCUCGUGACUACAUUUUCGUUGAGAAGUAUGACGAGAGACUUAGAUGAUCGUAUUGUCAUCAGGAUAAGUUUCGCGGUUUCUUUGUUCUUCAAAAACUCAUUAAUAAUUCAUAAGCCCAUUAACCUAUCAAAUGGUAGAUAAUACAUCACGUGCAGUGACUUUAUAUCGAUAAACCUCAUCCUUAUUAGUAUGCGGUGUUUUAUCAGAUAUAAAGACACUGCACGUGACUUAUGAAUAUUAAUUAAUUAUCAACACAGAAACUGACACAACAAAUGGUGGGAACAUAUUUAAUGUUCUUUCAACAAAUUUCACACAGUAAAUUUACUUUUGCACCAAAUUAAUAGUACAGUUGUGAAAUACACAUCUGGAAAAAUUCUCUAUUCCAUUAGUACAGUAAUCUGGUAAAGGCAUAUUAGACAAUACAUCAUCUGAAACUGGAACAGGACGCCAUGUCCUCUUCGGUUAGUAGAAGAAAAGUACAAAACACGUGUGAGAUUUGAUUUUCUUGCAUACUAAUUUAAUCCCUAAUGUUUUUUCUCGUAUGCUAAUUUCUAACGUUCACAAAAGCAUAAUUGUUAUGAACUCUCUUGACACACGCUUUUCCAAGAAUGUUUUUGAAGCCGUUCAAAAAACUCGCAGCACGUGUUUUAUCGGGUCAAAAACCACUCGGCUACGCCUCGUGGUUUUAAACCCGAUGAAACACUCCUGCUCGUUUUUUAAACAUUACAUGAACUAGCUGUUAAAGACCGUCUCGUUAAUAAACACCACUUAAUCUAAACAUCAAUAGGAAGAAUAAGUUGGCGAUUUUUCGACUCACAUAGAAAAAUUGUAGUAAAUUGUAAAUUGUACUUCUCGGGAUGAUGAAUAGCAGAUAAUAUUCUUUCUUCAGAAGUUAAGUUACACUUUCAAGCAAAGAGAGAUCAUACAUUCCAGUAUUGUGAUAUGUGAAUUUUAAUUAGUUUGAAAUCAUUUUAGAUAAGAUUCUACCGAUUAAAAUUAGGGCUCUUACAAUUUAAUUGAGGGUCUCAAUGGGGUUUAAGCCGUAAAACAGUUAAAAAAUGUGCUAGUUAGACGUAAAAAUUGACAAAUUUUAACCGUUGGUCGAAAAAAAAGUGAAAAUUCAUUUUUCGUUUAAUGGAAGGAAAUUGACUGUUAGCCGUAAAAUGGCCAAAAUUUCAACCGUUAGCCGUUUAAUCUAUACCCUCCUGGAGACUCCCUUAAUAUUCUAUAUAAUUCUAAAUUAAUUUCCAACCAUUACAAAAAUAGCUUAAAAUAUAUCGCACGUGCAGAUAGUCGAAGUGUCAGAGCAUGGUGUUUUUAUACCUAACAAUUGUGAUCUAAGGAUCUCUCCUAACUUGUUCUAAAGUUUACUGAGGAUAUUUAGACCGUUUAGCCCCUUAACCCUUUAGAAGACAAAUACUGGCAGUGAUCCGAAAUAAUUGCUAACUGUGCACCUACCCCUUCCCAAACCCAACAUGAACCCUAAGUCGUUAUCAGUUGACUGUUGUUGGGUUAGGGGAGGGGUAGGUGCACACUUGCUCCGAUACUGGCAGUGAUCCGAAAUAAUCGCUAAAUAAUGAACAUUAAAAAUUUCUCCUUGUCACAGCCAAAGGAAAUGUGUAGAAACCAGCAUGGAGAAUUUGCAUGCUGAUGUUAGGGGGUAAAAAGUUAAGAAAUGAAAAUAAGAACCUCCUAGGUCUAGCCCCCCCCUCUCCUAAGAAACGAGGCUGUAAUUCUUCUCUGAAAGAAAACUGUCGUUACCAUAUUCCAUCACCACGCCGGUUAAUUAAAAAUCAAUCGCUCUAUAUAGCUGAAAGGUCGGGUUAGAAAGUACAACAGCCAAUCCAUAAAUGUUCAAUAAUUAGGGAAUAAAUUACAUCGACAAGAGAUCUUCGCUGGAUUUUGACAGCAUUAACUCUUUAGCAGUUGUUUCAGUGGCCAUUAGAUGAUUGACGUCACCAAAAAAAUCUCGUCUCCUCACUGGUGUCUCAAACAAGAUAGGGCUGGACCUUGACUCUGCUAAUCUGUCAACAGGAAAAACGCAUGUUUUUUUUUAAAAUGUACAUGCAAAUGCUCCAAGUAUUGAAGGCACCACCUGCUGCGUGCGUUUGAAAACCCACAAGGAUUUAUCAGCAUUUAGUCCGAGAAUUUGAUUAGUCUUUCCCUUGAUCGCUGAAGCGUACUUCAACAAUUUUUAGAGAGGUUAACCAUGACGGUUACGGGAAAUGGCAAGAAGCUAAAACUAAACUCCUUUCCGGCUAAUUUCAGGCCCUUUUUUAAUUUGUAUUAGUCGCGAGUAGAAAAGUUUAAAUAAUGGAAAAGUUAACAUAUCAGAAUUGAUUUUUGCCCUUUGUCGCGGCCGUAAACGCCAUGUCUACUCAUUAAU
Pocillopora verrucosa is the source of this 5002-nucleotide messenger RNA. Its product is annotated as gamma-aminobutyric acid type B receptor subunit 1. The record is from RefSeq and is a predicted model, not a curated record. Gene Ontology annotation, molecular function: G protein-coupled GABA receptor activity. NCBI's taxonomy places the organism in Eukaryota, Metazoa, Cnidaria, Anthozoa, Scleractinia, Pocilloporidae. Gene Ontology annotation, biological process: gamma-aminobutyric acid signaling pathway; G protein-coupled receptor signaling pathway. Gene Ontology annotation, cellular component: G protein-coupled receptor heterodimeric complex; membrane.